Pichia kudriavzevii is the source of this 2655-nucleotide messenger RNA. RefSeq lists its product as uncharacterized. Bases 1 to 2655 code for a protein of 884 amino acids. Lineage: Eukaryota; Fungi; Ascomycota; Pichiomycetes; Pichiales; Pichiaceae. Gene Ontology annotation, cellular component: nucleus; MCM complex. Gene Ontology annotation, molecular function: single-stranded DNA helicase activity; ATP hydrolysis activity; ATP binding. The record is from RefSeq and is a predicted model, not a curated record. The transcript has a single exon. Gene Ontology annotation, biological process: DNA replication; double-strand break repair via break-induced replication; mitotic DNA replication initiation.
AUGGAUGCCACACUAACGUCGACCACAGACAUGGUCUUUGACGACCGUGUCCGUGUUUUCCAAAACUUCUUGAGCACGAGAGUGAAUGAUGUUCCAAUUUAUGAGCGUGAAAUCCAACGUAUGUUAAGGUCACGUAAGAAGAGAUUGCCAAUUAAUAUCGAUGAACUGAGACGAUUCGACCCCCGCUUUGCAGAAGGUCUACUAGACACCCCGGCAGACUAUUUUCCUGCUGCUCUAAAGGCAUUGAAUGAGACUGUUUUGGCCCUCUAUAACCCCGUGGAAAUGCCCGGCAUCGAUAAAGUGGACGAAGAUGACUAUUAUCUCUCAUUUGUUGGCUCGUUUGGAGCCUACUCUGUCUCUCCAAGGACAAUCAACUCCUCAUACUUGUCAAAGAUGGUUUCUAUUGAGGGAAUCGUCACUAGGGCAUCACUUGUUAGACCCAAAAUCGUCAAAUCAGUUCACUAUAAUGAACGUAAAAACUUCUUUUUCUCCAGGUCAUAUCAGGAUCAAACGACAAGCUUUGAUCCAAUCAAUACUCCUGCAAUUUACCCCACAGAGGACCCAGAAGGUAAUAAGUUGGAAACUGAAUAUGGGUUGUGUAGAUAUAGAGACCAUCAAACCAUCACCAUCCAAGAAUUGCCUGAAUUGGCCCCUCCGGGUCAAUUGCCUAGAUCUUUGGAUGUGAUUCUGGAUGAUGAUCUUGCAGACUCGUGUAAGCCCGGAGAUAGAAUACAGGUUAUUGGUAUAUACAGAUCUCUUGGUGGUGGUCUCAAUGACAACGGUGCAUUCAAAGUAGUCAUUUUGGCUAAUUCGGUUUAUCAAUUACACGCACUCUCCACUUCUUCAAGAGUGAGUGAAAACUUAACAACCGCUGAUAUUGAUAACAUCGUUAGGUUGUCUCGUAAGCGUCAAAUUUUUGACUUACUAUCAGAAUCUCUAGCUCCUUCAAUUUAUGGUCAUUCUUAUAUUAAAAAGGCUAUUUUAUUGAUGCUUCUCGGUGGUACCUCGAAAACAUUGGAUAAUGGUGCUAGAUUAAGAGGUGAUAUAAACAUACUUAUGGUUGGUGACCCUUCUACUGCCAAAUCUCAGAUGUUAAGGUUUGUUUUGAACACCGCUCCCUUGGCCAUUACAACAACAGGUAGAGGUUCUUCAGGUGUCGGUUUGACCGCUGCAGUUACAACCGACAAAGAAACUGGUGAGCGAAGACUAGAAGCGGGUGCCAUGGUUUUGGCUGAUCAAGGUAUCGUGUGUAUCGACGAGUUUGAUAAGAUGAACGAUAUAGAUAGAGUUGCAAUUCAUGAAGUCAUGGAACAACAAACAAUCACCAUAUCUAAAGCUGGUAUUCAUACUUCACUUAAUGCUAGAUGUGCGGUGUUUGCGGCAGCUAAUCCAAUCUUCGGCCAGUAUGAUACAUUCAAAACUCCCCAGCAAAAUAUCGCAUUGCCCGAUUCUCUAUUAUCCAGAUUUGAUUUGUUAUUUAUCGUCACUGAUGAUAUCAACGAUGAGCGUGAUAGGAGAAUCAGUGAGCAUGUUAUGAACAUGCACAGGUAUAUUCCUCAAGGUUACAGUGAAGGUGAACCCAUUAGAGAUAAGUCCAACAUCAGGCUAGCUGUUGGUGAUCACGAGUUGGAAGAAACUGGAGACAAAUCCUCGAAAGUUUUCCUUAAAUACAACCCCAGCUUACAUGCAGGUGUUACGGUGAAAACAUCCAAGGGUGAAACACGUCCACUAGUUUUGACAAUUCCAUUUUUGAAAAAGUACAUCCAAUAUGCUAAAACCAAGGAACCAAUAAUGAGUGAACAUGCCAAGAAUUUGAUUGUGGAUAUUUAUGCAAGUUUAAGAAAUGAUGAGAAUACUAAAAACUCUAGAACAACUCCGAUCACUGCAAGAACUUUGGAAACUCUUAUCCGGUUGGCAACGGCACAUGCUAAAAUUAGAUUAUCCGCCACAAUCAAUGUUAAAGAUGUUAAAAUAGCUGAAGAGUUGUUACGUUUCUCUCUAUUUAAAGAAGUCAACAAAAAAUCUUCCCAAAACAGUUCUAAUAAAUCACCAAGGAAAAAGAGGAAAACCAAUGUUGAUGGGGCAGAACUAUCAUCCGAAGAAGAAGAUGAUGAUGAAGGAGUACAUGAUGGACGUGAGGAGCAUAAUAUCUUAUCAACAGCACAACCAAAUUUGCAACCAAGAUCACCUUCUAGAAUAACGAGAUCUUUGCGUUCGAAUGCAGACGUAGUAAUACAUGAAGAUAAAGAUGUGGAAAAUGUCAGGCGUGGAUUGCAAAAUCUCGAGACCUCUCCAACUUCGAAUAAGGAGAAUAUCAUACCCGUUGAAGAUACGACACCUACGAGGUCAACCACCCGGGGUAUUCAACUUACAGAAUCCACGACUUUGCAACCGGUUGAAGUUGAAGGGGCGGAAAAUGAACAUUUUGAUGGUGAAAUUUCCGAAAACAGAUACCAGCUUUUCAAGAGGACAUUAUCAGUUAUACUACGAAAUGAUAAAAGAGAUCAAUAUCUAAUCUCAGAGUUGUCAGAGCUUAUCAAUGGUCAACUAUCUCAAGAAGACCGGUUUGGCCCAGCCGAAAGUCAGGCUGCAUUACAUCUACUAGAGAUUGAUAAUGUCGUGAUGACCUCUGAAAAUUAUGUUUAUCCAAUUUGA